CUCUUGCGCUGGUUCAAGGAAGAUUUUUUCGAGUGGGUGGAUAAACCGAAGUGCGAAAAGUGCGGGAACGCGGAGACGAGGUUGAAACGCACCGAUCAAGGCGAAGCGCUGCGCGCGGAAGAGCGCGAGGGCGAAGCGAGUCGCGCGGAGGUGUACGAGUGCUCGACGUGUCGCGCCGAGACGCGAUUUCCGCGGUAUAAUUCCGCAAUCAAACUGCUCGACACGCGUCGCGGUAGAUGCGGGGAGUGGGCGAACGCGUUCACGCUGUGCUGCCGAGCGAUGGGGUAUCGCGCGCGUUGGGUCCUCGACUGGACCGACCACGUGUGGACCGAGGUGUAUUCGGAACGCCAAAAGCGGUGGUUACACUGCGAUCCUUGCGAGAACGUGUGCGAUAAGCCGUUGCUGUACGAACAGGGUUGGGGCAAACAAUUGUCGUACGUCAUCGCCUUUUCAGUCGAAGGCGUGGUGGAUGUGACUAAACGUUACACGAAGGAUAUGAAGCCGCUCUACCGUCGUCGCGGCGAGGUGUACGAGCCGUGGCUCAAGAGUCGCUGCGACGCCCUGACGCGCGAGCUCAGGAUGCAAAUACCGGCGAAUGAGGUGAAAGAGCUCGAGGCCCAAGAUGCGAUGGAGUCGCUCGAGCUCGAUAAACCAGCCGUAGACAUCGGGGAAUCGCUGCCUGGAAGGCAAACGGGAAGCUUCUCGUGGCGAGCAGCGCGAGGCGAGCUAGGA
Ostreococcus lucimarinus CCE9901 is the source of this 732-nucleotide messenger RNA. RefSeq lists its product with no specific name. The record is from RefSeq and is a predicted model, not a curated record. Lineage: Eukaryota; Viridiplantae; Chlorophyta; Mamiellophyceae; Mamiellales; Bathycoccaceae. Gene Ontology annotation, biological process: glycoprotein catabolic process; protein quality control for misfolded or incompletely synthesized proteins; protein deglycosylation. The transcript has a single exon. Gene Ontology annotation, cellular component: nucleus; cytosol. Gene Ontology annotation, molecular function: peptide-N4-(N-acetyl-beta-glucosaminyl)asparagine amidase activity. The annotation marks the transcript as partial.